ACGAUUCCGGGCGCUUAUUCGUUGUACCAAGCCCGUGAAAUAAGGAUCGAUGGGUUGGCCAAGCCGUGCCUUCACACUACCCCUGUCUGCUCUAGCAGAGCUCCAGGCGCUUGAUGAGAAGGGCAAAAACCACCAGGCCGUUUCAAACGGGGCCAAAAACGCUCGAGACCCCUCCUCGAGAACGGCUCUCCGGCAGCGUUAGCGGAGUCACAAGCACAAGGUCGCACAGCUACGGAGCGCUUAUAUGGAACACGGCCACGUAUAUGGCUUCGUUCAGGGAGAGGCAGAUGAGUGGACGGGAUGGCAUCAAUCGUGAGGGUACAUGGUCACAGGCUCCAUGUGCUGCUUCUAUUUUUCUUUCUCGAUCCCCGUUGUCUUUUUACACCGGCUCAAGUGACUGGUUUCGGCCGCAUCUGUCCCGUCACAGCCCGACAUAUCAUCGCCUCGGAGCGUGCUGUGGAGUUGGACAUGCGGGUUUUCGGCACCGCGUCACUGCACCUCCGCUAUCAACCAUCACAUCACGCCAGAUGCAUCUCGAGCACACGGCUAAAGCGAGACGAACGCACACGAGCGAUCAUGCAUGGCAUGGAUGAAGUGCUUGAUAACGGUGGAGAAGAACGAGUGUUGCAAAUCGGUCACAAGGAAACGGAAUUACAAACAUACAGUAGCACCAAUGCAAAUACAUAGCUACGAUCGCCAGCUGCUGAGUUGCAGCGGCACUACUGCCGAUGGAGCCAUUGCCAAACGCAGUAAUCGCUGCUCUUCUCGACGAAUGUUGCAAAAUAGCAUCGAGGUGAGAAAAAAGCUUGGCCGCACUAAGUGGUCUCGACUCUCGUUCCAUCUCACUCUCAAGUACAGUACAACCUCGUCUCAGACAAACAAAUUCGCACGCAUUGCGCUGCAUUGUAAGCAUUUUGAUUUGAGACGAGGUGUUGGUGCACGUUUCGUUUCAAGCUACUUUUUAUGCCUUUUUCUUCUUCUACCCCAGCAUAUAAGCUGUGUUCUAAAACCCGGGAGCAUAAAUCAACAUCGUCUGGCGUACAUGUAGGUAGUAUGUGUGUAAAUAUAGAAC
Messenger RNA from Trichoderma atroviride IMI 206040, 1072 nucleotides. Lineage: Eukaryota; Fungi; Ascomycota; Sordariomycetes; Hypocreales; Hypocreaceae. The record is from RefSeq and is a predicted model, not a curated record.